UCAUACGACGUCGUAUCCAGUCGUGCAAAGGCAAUCCCGUGUGUUUUGAAAUUUGGAAAGAGAAAACCGAGAGUUUCGACUUCACCUGCACUUCACUCCACUCCACUGUCGUUAUUUGUUCACUCUUUCCAUUUAUACCCCCAUUCCUCACCGUCAUGUAGAUCAGAAGAACCGCUUCUUUCUUCAUAAUCCUAAUUUUCUCGCUUCGUUGCUUUGUUUUCUCAGGGUUAGGACUCUAGAUGGAUACAACUAACGAAAUAAAGGGCGAUUAUGCUCCCAUCAGAGAUCCAGAGCACCCACAACUGGGAAGAUUUGACAAGCCACUUCCAUGUUUUGGCUGCGGUAUUGGAUGGUUCUCUUUUCUGCUAGGGUUUGUAUGCCCAUUGAUGUGGUAUUAUGCUACAAUUCUCUACUUUGGAAAUUACUAUCACAGGGAUCCAAGGGAGCGUGCUGGACUCGCUGCUUCUGCAAUUGCUGCUCUGAUCUGCACAAUUACUGUGGUGAUAACAAUAAUUGUCAUCUUCUUGUAACUUUACUUUCAACUAUCAACUAACCUGAAUGUAAUCAAUUAGCUGCGGGAAAAAGAAAAGAAAAUGAAAUGAAAAUAGCUUCUAAUAUCAACUUCUACAAGAGGAAAGCAAGGUAAUUCAUAUUGGCAUGGAAAGCUAGUUCAGUUCCUUUUUAUGGGGCUUAAAGCUCUGCUGCACCUUAUUAUAGGUGCGUGUCUGUAUACAAAGGAUGAUGUAACUAACUAGAUGUAUUUAUUUAUUUAAAAAGGUAGCUGAUUUUCAUUAAA
Molecule: messenger RNA, 796 nt
Organism: Vicia villosa (hairy vetch)
Lineage: Eukaryota; Viridiplantae; Streptophyta; Magnoliopsida; Fabales; Fabaceae
Product: large ribosomal subunit protein eL20z-like
Exons: 4
Coding region: 240-530 (96 amino acids)
Source: RefSeq, a predicted model, not a curated record